This is a messenger RNA of Colossoma macropomum (tambaqui), 8716 nucleotides long. It is a transcript of the gene nsd1b, whose product is annotated as nuclear receptor binding SET domain protein 1b. Gene Ontology annotation, biological process: regulation of DNA-templated transcription. Gene Ontology annotation, cellular component: nucleus; chromatin. The coding region runs from base 779 to 6601 and encodes 1940 amino acids. Gene Ontology annotation, molecular function: histone H3K36 methyltransferase activity; protein binding. Lineage: Eukaryota; Metazoa; Chordata; Actinopteri; Characiformes; Serrasalmidae. The record is from RefSeq and is a predicted model, not a curated record. The transcript has 24 exons.
GCUGGGAGUGGAGAAGUAUGAAGUAGAGAAGCCGGGGGUUGAGGGGGCUACCGCAGCACAAGCACAGAGGGGGGGUGGGUAGUGUAGCCGUGCCGAUUGGCUGCUCAUAGACAUACAGCUACGGCUAGAAACACAACCAGGGGCAGGUCGACAGCAAGGAAACAAGAAUCAUCCACCUCAAUUGAAAAAGUACAGCCGGCGUUACGCAACGUUGAGAAAGGGGCCGCUGGUACAGUGAUAGCUAGCCUGAAGUGGCAGGAAUAUGAGGCUCAGGUUCUUGGCCUAGUGCUGCUGCUGCUGGGAUUUGUUGAUCCACUUUCACAAUUCUGGAAAAAAGGCUAUUUCGAGAACGAAAUCGAAGAGUUUUCAGCAAUGAUGACAACGAGCGACACAUGAAUGGUUGGAGACAUGACAGCAUGAGCUGCCUCCUAGGCAUUUCUGAGGCAUGCAGCAGCAAACAGCUGCACAGGUCUACCGCAUACUAAAAGAACUGACAGUCCUGUCUCAUCACAUGGAAACCUUCGCCCAUCAAAGGCACAGAAACCGGUCUUCCGGUCUACCGCCACUUAGAAGCACAAAGCUAAAGACCACUGCCUACCUUACAGUCCCUUGAGAAGAUUCUAGUGCCUGACCAUUGUGGAGAACUGCAUGGACCUGUUUUCACAGACAGGGAUCCUCAAGAUCCAUAAGAAUGAUUACCAUGUGACUCUGGGACGGGGUCCUGGGUUGUUAGUGUAAGCUAGGUGACAGCACCAGCUCUUUUACAGAAUCACAAAAAAUGGACACAACUUUUUCUGAUAGUAGAGCUGACAACAACUGCAUGUCCCCUCCCAGUCCAGACUUCAGUCUUGAUUCGUCCAGUCCUUUUGCAAAUGGCCUACACUUUGAGUCAAUUUUGUUUGAGGAUGAGGAGGAAGAAGAGGAAAUGGACACUGAGACAAGGUCUUUGUUAGAAAAUCCUUGUAGCAGCCCUAAAAACAACCUUUCUAUCAACACAAAUCCAAAGGUUAAAUUCAGUGUUGAGACCUGUCUAUCCAAAGGCAAACGUUCAACGGCCUGCACAUCACUGGAGCAAGAUAACUUUGAAGAAGAGUCAGGCGGUGACUGCGAUCCAGCUUCUUCGGUCAGUGGCCCAAAGGCAAAGCCUCUUCCCCCAGUGAAGUACCUAGAAGGUGAAGUUAUAUGGGCCAAGUUCAAACGUAGGCCAUGGUGGCCAUGUCGGGUGACAGUUGAUCCAGUAUUGGGAACUUAUCACAGAAUUAAAGAGCCAUGUGAUACACUUUCCCAUCAGUAUUACAUCAAGACAUUUGGAGUACCUGAAGAAUUGGCAUGGGUCACUGAGAAAGCCACCCAUAUAUUUGUGGGUGGAUAUCAGUUUCACAGUCUCCCUGGUCAAAAGAGAGGGGGACGACAGCAAGAUGAAAACUGCAGUUACUCUGUACCCAAGCGGUUUCUGAGCUCUUGGACUGCAAGUGUGGCUGAAGCAGAGGCACUUUUCCUGGAGAAGCCCAGGAUAACCAUACCAACAUCUGAGUUCAAAGAAAAGUGUUCAGUUGAUAGGACCAGAAGAGACCCAGAAGACAAGGCAUCCAUCACCCAGUUGUCCAUGGGAAGCCCUGAAAGUGGUCACCUACCCAAUGGGAAGAUUAUACAUAAAGACCAGAACAUGUUGAGUAAAUCUAAAUGCAAAAAAAAGCAAAGAAAGUCAUCAGCAGUGCUUUUUACAAAAUAUGAGGAGUUUGUUUGUGAAAAGGCUAAAUUGGAAGAAGCUGUAGACAGUCCUUAUUCUGACAUUGACUCGGUGCCACAGAUUCGCAGAUGUCCCAAAGGCAGAGACCAACCAAAAAAUUCCAUUGCUGAUCAGUCCUCAAAACAAAUCACAAACUCAAAUGAUAAAGAGGCGAAGAAAACCCCUGAGAGUCAAGGUGGCCUUUGGUUCAGCAAAGCCGGAAAAGGCCAAGCCAGUGGAGUAUUUAGUCGUGCAGGAAUUAAAUCUGUUAAUUGUUCCUUUGGUAAAGUAUCUUGUAAGAUAAAGAUGCCAGAUACGCCAAGCAUAAAGCCCAGAGACAGUCAAGUCACAGGACUUGAACACGUAUCUACAGAAGCUAAAAAAGCUUUAGACAGAAGAGUUGCAAGUCUUCCAGCUAGUCGUCGGCUGAUGACCAGAGCGCUGAGAGCAAUGGAGGUAGCUGAGUUGGAGAAGAAGCUGACAUCAAACGAAAACCAGGAGCAAAAUGCUGAAACAGCAAACAACAUUUCUAGAUAUACAUCUUAUGAAAAGGAAAAAGUGAAAUCAGCCUGCUCUUUACAGAAAACAUCAUCAACAGACGCAGGUCCAGAUUUGAAAGUCGACAUGACCGAAAAACCAAGUGAAACCUCCACGGUUUCUUCAGAUGAUGAAGGUGUGGUGAAAUCUGAGGAUGAAAGUUGUUUAAUAUCUCCUGAAUCUGCUGAUCUUAAUCCAAAAUUCAAACAAGAGACUAAUGUGUCUGAUAUAUCAAAUAGUUCAACUCCAUCUUCAUUGCUUUUUAAUAUGCAAGAUUAUGAAGACAUGAAAGAAAUAACCUUCAGGUCACUGGAAAGUGAAAAUAAUGGCAAGCUUGUAACAUUUCGACCAGAUGCUAACUAUAAAUUUAGCACAUUUCUGAUGUUGCUAAAGGAUAUACACGAUAGCCGAGAGAAAGAUGGCAGGCCCUUGGUAGUAGAACCUUUACCUACAGAUAUUCUCAUCAAAGAGGAGCCAUCCCUGAUUCCAGAAGAAGUUGCAAAGAAUGAUUCUGGCCAUGUUAAAAACGAUGACCAUAGUUCCUCAAUAGGUCCCCAGAAGUGUGACAAGGGCAGACUUGGUUUUAAAUCCAAACUCAAUAAAACAAAAACGAAAUUUGGUCCAAACAUGGUUAUGAACAUCCUUCAGAAUGGAGGGGCCGACAACGGUCUAAUUCAGGAACAUCAGUCAAUGUCUAGUGUACCAAAAUGUGUUCGUAGACCUAGUAAAAAAAGUCAACCUGCAAUGAACAAGAAGAACCUCAAUAAUACUGCUGUGCCUUCUGAGCUCCCAAAACAUGUAUGUAACUCAGAUGACAUGCAGAAGCCAGCAUGUCAUGUUGCUACAGAGGACCCUGAGAACAAUUUUUUUGGCAGUGUCCCUAAAAAACGCUGGCAGAAAUUUGACCAGGAUAAUGAAAAGGUGCUGCACUCAGAAGUCAGAAGUGACCAGGGACAGGUAUUGCUUUCAGAACAGAAAAGUGUUGUGAUACCUAAUGCAGAAGAUUCAAAUUUAUCUGCAUCCAGAAAAGAAAUGGACAUCAACACAGCAAACUUUGUUUCCUGUAGCCAUGAAGUUUCUAGUUUACCCACAGAUCGCAAACGCAUCAGAAAGCCUAGCAAAAGACUCAUAGAGUGGACAGAGGAAUAUGAUCAGAUAUUUUGCACAAAGAAGAAAGCAAAAAAGAAACCUGAAACAUUGCAGAAGGUUAUAAAGAACACAUGCAGUGCUACAAGUGAGAAAUUGUCAGGAAUACUGGAGCAUCAAGAACCAGUACAAAGUAUUUUGAAUUCCCUGCCUGAAAUUCAGACUCCUCCCCCUGAAGAGAGGUCCAAAACGCCUCCCCCCAUAGAGGAUACUCCAUGUCAAGAAGGUCAAGUCAUGGCUGUAGACACACUAACUCCGCCUCCAGAAACAGUCCCCUUUCCAUAUGGUGAAAACUGUUUUAAGGAACAGCUUCCGGUUCAUAGUUGUUCAGGCACUGGUAAUGGCACCUCUCUAAGUACAAAGAGACAAAGGAAGCCUACCAAGAAAAUUCUAGAAAGCUCAAUUGAAGCAGAACCAAUUCUAAUGCCAAAAAAGAAGGUGAAGUCUCAGAGAAACAGUUCUCCAGGGCAUGCUGCUAAUUCAGGGAUUGGCCAAUUAAAAAGUAAGAACAAGCAGCCUGCCUUGCUCACUCCUGAAGUUACUUGCACAGUUCCAGGAAGCACAGAAAAGGAGGCAGACACUACCUCUGCCAUCGCUGAGACAGUUAGCUUAGAGCCUGCUGAGGGUGGCAGAGAUGCUGUGGAACCUGAGAUAAUUGCCCCCAACUACAACCACACUCCUAACUCUGAGAUGAGAGAUGAAGGUGAUGAGGGACUCUCACCCAAUAAGAAACUCUCAGUGGACAAAGGGAGUGGGACCUUACUGAGGGACAAUGUUUGUCAGGUAUGUGAGAAGCAGGGAGAGCUGCUUUUGUGUGAAGGCCAUUGCUGUGGUGCGUUCCAUCUUCAAUGUGUCGGCCUGACUGAGCCUCCGGUGGGGAAGUUUUUGUGUCAGCAGUGCACUUCCGGUAUACACGAAUGUUUUGAGUGUAAGAAACUGGGAGAUGAUGUGAGGCGGUGCAUUAUCCCUCUGUGCGGAAAGUUCUACCAUGGGGAGUGUAUUGCUAGCCAUGCGCCAACUGUGCCAUUAAACCGAGGCUUCCGCUGCUCCCUCCAUGCUUGCCUUGCUUGCUUCAUCACCAAUCCAGGCAACCCUUCUGUCUCGAAAGGACGACUCACCCGCUGUGUUAGAUGCCCAAUAGCAUACCAUGCUACAGAUUAUUGUAUACCUGCUGGAAGUGUAAUUUUAGCCAACAACAGCAUCCUGUGUCCGAACCACUUUGUUCCACGCAAAGGUUGUCGCAAUCAUGAACAUGUCAAUGUCAGUUGGUGCUUUGUUUGCUCAGAAGGGGGAAGCCUGCUUUGUUGCGAGUCCUGUCCUGCAGCCUUCCACCGUGAGUGUCUUAACAUUGAGAUGCCGGAGGGCAGCUGGUUCUGCAACGACUGUCGGGCUGGCCGGAAACCACACUACAAGGAGGUGGUGUGGGUUAAAGUGGGUAGAUAUAGAUGGUGGCCUGCAGAAGUAAGUCAUCCGAAGAACAUUCCAGAAAAUAUCCUGCGAAUGAGACAUGAUGUUGGAGAGUUUCCAGUUCUGUUCUUUGGUUCCAAUGAUUACCUGUGGACCUAUCAGGCUCGUGUCUUUCCAUACAUGGAGGGAGAUGCCAACAGUAAAGAAAAAAUGGGAAAGGGGGUUGACUCCAUUUACAAGAAAGCUUUGGAGGAAGCUGCAGUAAGAUUCAAGGAACUGCAGGCAGAGAAGGAACUUCGGCAGCUUCAGGAGGACAGAAGAAAUGACAAGAAACCUCCACCUUACAAGCACAUUAAGGUGAACCGACCAAUUGGUAAAGUGCAGAUCAUCACAGCUGACUUAUCUGAGAUUCCACGCUGCAACUGCAAAGCAACAGAUGAGAACCCAUGUGGAAUGGACUCAGAGUGCAUAAACCGCAUGCUGCUGUACGAAUGCCACCCUCAGGUGUGCCCAGCGGGAGAGCGAUGCCAGAACCAACGCUUUAUGAAGCGCGAGUACUCCCAGGUGGAGAUUUUCAGAACGCUGUCACGAGGCUGGGGCCUGCGCUGCUGUCAUGACAUCAAAAAGGGGGACUUUGUUAGUGAGUACGUUGGAGAAGUGAUUGAUGAGGAGGAAUGCCGAGCACGGAUCAGACAUGCUCAGGAGAAUGACAUUGGGAAUUUCUACAUGCUAACACUGGACAAGGACCGUAUUAUUGACGCAGGACCCAAGGGAAAUGAGGCCAGAUUUAUGAACCAUAGUUGCCAGCCUAACUGUGAGACCCAGAAAUGGACAGUGAAUGGAGAUACUCGGGUUGGACUUUUUGCACUGGUAGAUAUUUCUGCUGGUACUGAGCUAACAUUCAACUAUAACCUUGAGUGUCUGGGGAAUGGGAAGACUGUGUGUAAAUGUGGUGCACCCAACUGCAGCGGUUUCCUAGGAGUGAGGCCAAAGAACAAUCCUCCAUCAGAUGAUAAGGGUCGUAAGAUGAAGAAGAGAGCUCACAUGAAACGCAAACCACAGCAGGAACUGACCAAGGAGCGAGAAGAUGAGUGCUUUAGCUGUGGAGAUGGGGGCCAAAUGGUUUCUUGCAAGAGGCCAGGGUGUCCAAAGGUUUACCAUGCAGACUGCCUCAACCUGACCAAGAGACCUGCAGGCCGUUGGGAGUGUCCUUGGCACCAAUGUGACCUCUGUGGCCAAGAGGCAGCCUCCUUCUGUGAGAUGUGCCCCAGUUCCUACUGUGUGGAACAUCGAGACGGCAUGCUCUUCAUCUCGAAGCUAGAUGGGCGCCUGUCCUGCAGUGAGCAUGACCCAUGUGGGCCUGAACCCCUGGAGCCAGGAGAGAUUCGGGAGUAUGCACCAGAGCACGCUACUGCCUACCCCAACAAAACCCUUCCCCUGUUCAGGGCAGCUAACAAUAGUGUACCCUCGCAAAACUAUCUACCUGCUCCCACAGGUCCCUCCUCUGUGCCCAGCUCAACACCAGUGAUGCCCUCUGGUCCUUCUAGUCCUUCCGUUGCCAUUAACAUAACUUUGCACAAUGCAUACUCGCCUAUAUCCUCCUGUGGGGAGGAUAAAGAAGAUGAAGAAGUCUUUGUGGAACAGGAGGAAAGGGAAUUGGAAGGUGUGAAAAUUAUGGAGGACACUGAAGGACAAGGAGAUGAGAAAUAUGCUACUCAACGUGAAUUGUCAAUACAGGAUAGAAGAGAAAAAAGAGGUAGGAGAGCUAUCCUAGCUCAGUGAAUCUGUUCGCUUUUUCACUCUGCUGUCCCAAGGAAGGCUUUAGCUAUAUACAAUCCACUAACAGUAUAUCUAUAGUGUUUUUGUGUCACUACUGCAGUAGACAGUGUCAAUGGAUAACAGUGGAGUUCAAGCUGCUUGAUGGUAGCAAAAGACAAUGGACCUGUUGGUCUUAAGUGGCUGAUUUAAUCCAUUUUUUGGUUUAUCUAAUCUCAGAUCUGUUUACAUGUCAUUUUCAUACUGAUGAAAACAAAGACUUCAGAGUUUUAGUGAGCACUGUUAUGUAGUUGACAGUGUAAAACAUGAAAGCUGAAACUUUAGAUAAUUAGUGUUGAAAAGGUGUACAACUCUUUUUUUUAUCUGGAUGAACUGUUUUUAGAGGAAAUCACAGAUAUUCAAAUCAUGAUUUAAAGUAUCCCUGUUCAUGAAAUGAUUUUCCUGAAAAUCAUUUUCUGUUGUGUUCAGAUCUGUAUACAAGAAAUCUUCAACACAGAGGGCUGCAGUUGCUCUCAUAAACAUGAAUGAUCACAACUAAAAAAAAUAGUUGUGAUCAGUUUUUCAAACUAAAAAAGGCAUAGAAAGGUGUGAUCAUACUUCAGGGCGAAAUAGGUCUGCUUUUGGAAAUGCCUGAGCCUGUGAUGCAUACACUAACGAAAACACUUGAAGUGCGCAUUCAGUUUUUGUGUUUAUAAUGCCGUUUAGGCUCAUACUGAGAAUGAUGCUAGUUACAAAUUGUAAUUUUUUGAUGGACUACAAUGAAAGUGGCUUCCGGUAACUUGAGUUAUUAUAUGUUCUAGUGCCCCAUUCAGUUGUCUUGCCUUACCAAAACUUAUUUUUUAAGACUUAAAGACUGUUGCUUUCAUGUUUAGAGUUCCACUAAGAUCUAAAAGCUUUUGGUAUAUUUACAAAUAUAAAUGCAUAGGCUAUCGAAUGGCUAUGAAAUGUUAAAUUUAGCUUAUGUCAUGCAUUCCAUACAGUGAUUAUUUGCUGAAUGUGGCAGUGGAUGUCCAUGAUAGCGGAGUUUUGCGCAUCCUCUCAAAUCAGGAAAUGAACUUAAAACUUGUUGAUUUUAUUAUGAUUUAAGGACUAAGUGGCCUAAAAUGUAUGUUGGUACCUAUUUACAAUAACACUAUCACACAAAAGUAAGAUCCUUAGCAGAGCUCUGGCCUUUUGUUUUAGUUAUAAGACAUAAAUUUACAAAGGAUUCAGCCGAAUCCACCUCACAUCUCUUACAUGUACUGCGCCCACCUUUUGUUCUUUAUGCCUUUGAGCAAAUGCGCACAAGAAAAAAGACUUUUGAUACAGUGCUGUACUACUAAGUAUAAGUUUGGACAAAUACCAAACAUACCCUUGACUUUAGCAUCACCUGCUGGUAAGAUUUUAAAAAACUACAGCGCCAGAUUUCCAUCCAAAAUUUAUACCUUGAACGUAUCUCUGAGUGUUGAGUAAUGUGUAUUAUAUUGUGUCUAUAGGUUGCAUAAACUGGCUGCCAUUAAGUAGGAGCAGGAGUGAUUGACCAAUUUAUUGUGUAUAUUUGUACAUUAAAGCUCUAUACAAAAGCCACAUAGCAGUUUCUGCAGCUAGCUAACUUUAGAUGUUCUGGUGUACAAGUUCCCGCAAGAAUUUUGACAAUAACAUUUCAUAAUUUUGAGUGACGUUUCAUCGAAAGUUUUUACUCUUGAUAGCAUAGUAAAAGUAAAAGGCAAAUAAUGAGGCAAAAAAGACAAUGGGAUUCAUCACUACAAUCUGGCAAUGGGCCGAUGUAUUUGAUUGGGCAGAUCUGAUUUUGGAUUCUCUGCAUGUUUGCUCGCUGUCCCCCGUUUAACAGAUUGGUUUACCAAAAAGUGAUGUGGCACAAAGGUCAUAAUCAAACAGCUAGUGUGUUGCACUUGUAGUAACAUUACAUGUUUUUAACUGCACUCAUAUGUACACAGACAGCUCAUAUUUUUACACUCCUCCGAGAACCUGCCAUUGUACUGCUUUUGGUCUGCUUCAUGGUGGUGUAUCAGCCAAAAGACAAAAAACAAAACAAAAAAAAAAAUCCGCUGCCUUGUGAGAGAAUUUAAUUGUGCUGUAGCGCUUUGUACAUAAUAAAUGACAGUACUUAAAGUUUCACAA